AUGGCUCAGUCACCAUUUCUCCAGAGAGCACGAGCUGCGGCGGCAUCAUACGGGGGAGUGAUGGCCGCUUUCUUAAGGCAUUCACUGCGAACCUUGGAGGGGGUUCGAUCACUCGUGCAGAGCUGGCUGGUAUUGUGUAUGGGUUUGAUCUCGCCUGGGAACAGGGAGCCAGGAAGGUGA
This is a messenger RNA of Linum tenue, 180 nucleotides long. Lineage: Eukaryota; Viridiplantae; Streptophyta; Magnoliopsida; Malpighiales; Linaceae. The record is from the annotation of a GenBank genome assembly.